Molecule: messenger RNA, 1768 nt
Organism: Trichoplusia ni (cabbage looper)
Lineage: Eukaryota; Metazoa; Arthropoda; Insecta; Lepidoptera; Noctuidae
Exons: 1
Coding region: 32-1495 (487 amino acids)
Source: RefSeq, a predicted model, not a curated record
CGUGGAAGCCUUCUGUACUGGUUUUAAGGAUAUGCUCAGAGAUUUCAAGUGGAACCCAUCUGCACGAAUCUUGAUUGUCAUCAAAUCACUGAAACAAAUUGAACUCAAAACUAUUUUCGACGUGCUCUUAAAACAACAUGUGAUAAACGUAGUCGUAGUAAACGGCACAGACGACGCGCUCCUCUACACGUACAAUCCUUUCGACCACUACGGCUGUGGCAGGAACUACAAAUAUGUCGAAGCUCUCGGCACGUGUUUACAAACUGAUACCAAUUUGUUUCCAAAUAAACUGGUGACAGGAUUACGGAACUGUACCCUGCGAGCAGCCGUCCCAGACCGACCACCAUAUGCUAUUAACCCUGCUCUAGUCAAAAAAGGAAUUAAAAUGGGAGCUGAACAGUAUGCAUUACAAUUAAUCACCGAACCAGAAGAAAUAAAAGUAAAUUACACUUACGCCUAUGACUUCGAAACCUUUACGACUAUCACGCCAGACUUGAAAAUAGAUGGUCCAUUAAACAAACUUUAUAAAGGUGAAGUUGAUGUAAUGUUCGGUGAAGCCUUUUUAGUUGCAGCACGAGCAGAAGCUUUUACAUAUAUAUCUGGCUACUUAGAUAUAAGUGACCAAAUGUAUUUUUUUGUAAAACGAGCUCCAGAUGUGCCUGCCUGGAAAGUCCUCUACUUGGUGUUCCAACCCCCAGUAUUUUUAUUGAUGACAAUAUUCUAUCUAGUGUACUCAAUAACUGCAAUAAAAUUUCUUCAAGCCAAAGAUGCAUCGAGUAUAGCCCUUAAGUUAUUAUUAUGUCUUGUUGGUCAUGGGUGUAGAAUCCCUCGUGGACAGAAGGCACACAUUUUAUUUUUGAUUUGGAUAUGGUUUGCAUAUCUUAUGAACAGUUUCUAUCAGUCUAGUCUCUACAGCUUGAUUACACAUCCGGUAAAGGAAUAUCAGAUAGCCAAUGAAAAUGAUUUAACUGCCUAUAAUAUUAAACCGUGCAUUACUUCCCCAUUGCUUGGUUUUUAUAGUAUUGAAUAUAAAGAGGCAUUUGCUAUGAACCAAAAUUCGCUAGAUUGCACCAAUAUAACUUCAUUUUUGGAAACGGUAAGCAAUUCAUAUGAAUUAUACACGCUUUGCCAAAAAACCAUCUAUAAUUUCUACAAAAGAAUGUACUAUGAUAAAUACGGCCAGUCAAAGCUAUAUGCCUUCGACAAACCUUACUCGAAAGUCAUCAUGGCAAUGUUUUUUUAUAAAGGAUUUCCAGUAACAGAAAAAAUGAUGAAAGUUGUAAAUUAUCUCCACGAAACUGGUCUUAUAAAAAAAAGUAUAACUGAUCAAGAGUAUGCUCUUAACUUUAAGCACAAAUUCCAAGAUAAGGAGUUUCAAUAUAUGAUUGUGAUUCCGUGGUACACCCUUGCUGCUGGAUACACGAUAGCUACUAUCACAUUAGUUAUUGAAAUAGUUUAUAAAAAGAAAGGUUUAAAUAAGGCUUCAUCUCAAUAAAUUACCUAAAUAUUAUCAGUUGCUGGAGCGGCAAACAUUCUCGUUUACACUCAUAUUAUAUCCACAUGAUUCAACUUUAUGUGUUUGCGUGUUCUUAGUAUUACCUACUUGUUACCUCCGACAAUAUGCACAAACACCUUUAUUAAACUUCGUGAUUUACUAUUUUUGUAUCUCUUUUCUGUCACGGGAUAACUGCAUGGGAAGAGACCCGGUCCUUUUUAAAGGCAUGUACGGUGACACAGGUCCUACAUGUAGAAGCCUUGUCGAGAACUU